Brienomyrus brachyistius is the source of this 4144-nucleotide messenger RNA. It is a transcript of the gene ildr2b, whose product is annotated as immunoglobulin-like domain containing receptor 2. Bases 93 to 2021 code for a protein of 642 amino acids. Lineage: Eukaryota; Metazoa; Chordata; Actinopteri; Osteoglossiformes; Mormyridae. Gene Ontology annotation, cellular component: membrane. The transcript is spliced from 10 exons. The record is from RefSeq and is a predicted model, not a curated record. Gene Ontology annotation, biological process: pancreas development.
UCCCGCACGCAACGGUCUCAGCAAUGAGGUGCUAAGUGGAGCGGGGAGAAUGAGGAUUAAUCCUCUAAAAACGCAGUGACUUUGGGGAAAAAAUGACUUUACUUGCGAUGUUUUGGAUCUUAUUAGUUUGUUUAUCAGGUUUGUCAGUGCGGAUGUGCGGCAGCGUGCAGGUCACCGUACACGAGGACAGGAAGUACGCCAUGCUCUUCCAGUCAGUAGUUCUGCCAUGCCAGUACUCCAGCGCCUCCAGUCAGACGCCUGUGGUUCAGUGGUGGUACAAGUCUUACUGCCGUGACCGCACCUAUGACGCCUUCAGCUUCCACAAGAGCCUGGGGCUGCAUGCCUCAGAGCUGGGCCCCACCUCCCACCUAGACUGCUCUGACAGCAGCCGAACAGUCCGGAUCGUGGCCUCGGGACAAGGCCACUCCCUGACCCUGUCUGAGUACUACAAGGGACGGGACAUCUCCAUCGUCAACAAAGCUGACCUGCACAUCGGCCAGCUGCGAUGGGGCGACAGUGGCAUGUACUACUGCAAGGUGGUUAUCUCAGAUGAUCUGGAGGGCCAGAACGAGGACCACGUAGAGCUGCUAGUGCUGGGUCAGGUAGGUCCAGUGGACGAUCUCCUGCCUGGGUUUGAUAUGGAUGUUAUGCCAGAGUGGCUCUUUGUGGCCGUGGUUCUGCUGGGAGGCCUGGCCCUCAUCCUGCUGGUGGGCAUCUGCUGGUGCCAGUGUUGCCCUCACUCCUGCUGCUGUUACGUGCGCUGCUGCUGCUGCCCCGACACCUGCUGCUGCCCACGGCACCUGUAUGAGGCAGGAAAGGUUGCAAAAACCAUGGCGUCGGCAUCGCUACCCAUGCACCCCGCGUUCUACAUGCCCAACGUACCCACAAUGGUUUCCAUCGCACCCCCAUCUCUCAUCGAAUCCAAGAUGGCGCCCACUCCUUCCCUGGAGAACAACAUGCCUGCGGACUUCAGGGGUUAUCGAAUGCCGAUCAAUAAGGAGCAGGACUCCUUGAAUGUUCUGUAUCAUGUAGAGAAGGAGCUUGCCCAAUUUGACCCUGCCAAGAGGUCCUAUAAUCAAUCCUGCAGCAUGUCGGAGCUCAGCUCCCUCCAUGACGGCGAGCCUCCUUUCCGGCAGGCCUACCGGCAGGUCCAGAAGGCAGCCCUGCCCCCUGUUGCUGGCAGUCGCGACCGCCUAGACCUCCAGGAUACCAUGUCCUCCCAGGCCUUGCAACCGAACCACACCUUUAACCGCAGCCGCUGGCCAGAGGACCAACACCAAGCCAGGUGGAAGCCUGCCUCAGAGCACCUGCAGAGGAAGACGUUUGGUGCCCGGGGGAGGACAGGCUCUCUCGACGAACUGGAGGAGUUCGCCCUGUCCUAUGACCAACGCAGACGACGGGGGGCGUCCCGAGAGCUGGAGCGGGAACACGAGUCAGAGCCACGGAGCCGAAAGCUGUACCACCCCCAGGGGGAAGAGGAGCAGCUCCAGCGCAUAGAGAAGCCCCCAGACUCCUGGAUGGAGAGGAACCAGUUACCCUCACAUAGGAAGAAUCAGGAGCGAGACUGGGAACGCAGGGGGAACGGCCACAGCCCCCCACCGUCACCCAAGAAGAGGCGAGAUAUCGGGAAUGGCGACCUCCGGCGUUCCCGCCGCGGCCGAGAAUACAACGAUGCCUACCUGAGCAGCCUGCUGGAGCGCAAGGCACGGCAGGCGCGUGCGGGGCACACCGAGGAUGACAGCGGCCAGAGCGACACACCCUCCAGGGGCAGCUCCAAGAAGAGCAGUAGCUGCUACCACAGCCAGUCGCCCAGCAACCGGCCCAACGAGGAAGACGAGGAUGCUGGGGAUGAGGACUUGCCUCCCCCUUACUCGGAACGGAGCGUGGACCCUGCCAUGAGGCCUUUCUCAUAUGGCCGUCCGACCCCUGGCCUGAAACGGCCCCCACACGAGCGCAGGGAAGAGCGGGAGAAGCUCCGCAAAGUGAACACUCUCCUUAGCAGAGACUCUCUCGUAGUGUGAAGGACUCAGAUGCUGAUGAUCAGAGCAAGCACUCACGGCACAGGCAGCAGACAGGACGGGUCCCACAGGCCUCUCAAGACCCAGGCGGCACUACCGUUACGAGCGGGGGGGAGGGAGGGGGAGGGUGGGCUGGCGGAUGGCAGUCCCUCUAAGAACCGGGUCACUCAGGGAAGCCUUCCUCACACACCUGUCUAUGUGUGCCUGACUGUAUGUCUGUGUGUGCACAUGUACAUGCAUGCAUGCCUGCAACAAAAACAUAGGCCCCUCAGUUCUGUCCCGCCAACUCUCAUGGGUUUUGUUACUGUUCAGCACUGAAUGGCGUAACUCUUCAACACUAACCAUGAUGGGAAUGGCGCCACCCUGUGGUCAGUCUUCCAAAUACGCAUUGUUACAACUUGGUCAUUAUGGAGUAACCACCGCCCAGACUACAGGAGCCACCUCAAUGGAACGACUACAGGAGACAUAGUGUCUUUAGACUGUACAGGUGGUUUUCUAUAGGCAUUUGAUGCUGUUUGAUGUUCUGAAAACUACAUUGUGCAUCAAAGAGUGUCACCCUGAAACCACUGAAAAGAAAUAUCAGCACCCUGAAGCCUCCAGCCAACGACCUGAAGAUGCUGCUGUUUGAUAUGAAUGAUGUUUGUUCAGUUUUUGCUGUCAACUGGCCUCCAGUCCUCAGCCAAGAUGGAUGUAAAUUAUGAAACGAGCUGAGUGUUUAUUUUAGAUAAAUUUCCUUUGCUGUGUAAAUUGCUGUGUUUUAAUCACUACCCUUAUCAGUUUAAACCAUGUAGCACACAUGUAAGGCCACAGACAGUGUAAACACACCUUAAAUGAUCAAAGUACUGUAUCUGUAUGUACUGCUCUCUGUGAAUGGCUGCCCUCUUACACACACUGGCUUUAACUUGCUUUGGGCCAGCGGUUUGAGCACCUAAGAGGCUAGACUGGUGUUUGGGUGAUUGGAGUCCCUACAAGGAGCUUGGAGGACUGGGUCUGGGCGGGAUGCUGAGGAGAACCAUGUGAUACAGGAAGAAUGGGAGAAUCAGGGACUUUUUUUUGGGCCUGGGAGUAGAGUCUGUUCAACUGAAGGACUGAAGACGGCUGUUCUGAUCAGUAAAAUGAAACCGAUCUUGGGAAAGACCAUAGCUGGUGUUUUUACAUAUAAGAAUGACUGUACAUUAGCCUAUGAGUUUCAUGCAACAAAAGUAUAGGGUUCAACAAAAAACUGGACCUGAUCCUAACCAAACUUUGGUAGAGUUCCAGUUGUUCAAAUAGGUAAAAUGGUAAGCUUCCCUUAAGAUAUGAGUCACCUUUUCUAAAGCAAACAUUUAAUUUGCUGAGUGUGCAGCCCUAUAUGCAACCAGCACGGAGACUUAAUGGGCUUACUGUCAUGAUUCCUGGCUUGACGGUGGUCUUUCAGUCCUGUGGAGCGCUGGAGGUUGGCCAGCUUUCUGCCAAAGAGGGUUUCAUUCCGGAUGAGUCAUGAGCAAAGGGCCAUUGUGCAUUGUAUUCUCGCAAUCCGUGUGACUAUCUGAGAUGUACACGGAGAAACUGGGGUUUGCGUGAACACGUACGGCGGAGUGCAGUACAAUCUGCGAUAAAUACAAAACACAUAAUUUAGUGAGGACGGAUAGGCACGUAGGUAGACAUUUACUAAUGCAGACUUUUCGUUUGCGUUUUAUUAUCAAAGUUUAAUUUCUGUAACAAUCUCUUAAUAAAAACUAAAUACCUGAAAUUCCCCAUGUACCUCUUUGCUGAUUAGCUGCUGCAAUUCAAAAUGCAUGCAAGCAGCCCAACACACCCACGUCUGUAUACACCUACACCAGCUACCUAAUAACUAUAGUUCAAAAAUAGGUGUGGUAUCAUGUGAAGCUGGUCCAAAGGCAGGGAGGGAUUAAUUAACCGUAGUAUAGACUUCGUACCGAAACUUCGGGAUUAUGAGUUGAUUACGAAACUCAUUCCUGUGUUUCCAUGGAAUUACAGAAUGCAAUGUCAGAUUUGUCUUUUUUACGUUUUUUUUUUAAUUUGCGGUACAACGUGUUAUUUCCAUGUGCUCUCUGUGACUAUAGCUGUUGUCUGCAGAUUUGUACCAUACGCGGUUUUAUAAGAAUAAAACAGAGUAACGUGUA